Messenger RNA from Symbiodinium necroappetens, 1164 nucleotides. The record is from the annotation of a GenBank genome assembly. NCBI's taxonomy places the organism in Eukaryota, Dinophyceae, Suessiales, Symbiodiniaceae.
AUGGAGGGCAUCGUUGCCGAAUGGGACGUCGACAAGCGUUGUGGCAAGAUCAAAAAGCAUCGCUUCGACAAGAAGUGGUUCUUCGUCCACUACAAGGCCAUCAUGGAUGGAGACACAUUGAACCGCGGCUCCAUCGUUACCUUUGCCACAAAGACGGUGCGGAACAAAGGCUACGGAGUUCAAGAGCAAGCCAGCGACGUGCAUGGCGGCUUUUGGAGCAAAAGCCGAGGCCAUCUCGAGAAGUUGGGUUUCGAUGCUGGGGUGCAGUCUCCUCUUGUGGCCCAGUUCAUCGCCCGUGACUUUGCAGAUUCCGAGACCGUUUCUCUGAGACAGAGAGGCCGAGUAGGAGGCUACUCGAAGCUGAAAGAUGGCACUGCAGCAGCCCUCCAGCUGCCCAUCUACGCUCCGAAGCCUCCAGGCUACAAGCUCGAAAAGGAUGAGUGGGAGCCAUCCGCGUCCGGACCUCAUGCUGGGAUAUAUGAGAGGCUGUCUCAGAUGUUGGCAUCGUCGGAAUUUGAGCAUGUGGAGUGCUUGACAGAUCGCAACAACCUUAUGAAGCUGCUGACCUUCUUGGAUUCUGAACGCCACAUCACGGAUGACCGCUUCAUAUUCAAGAUAGAUGCCCAGUUCAAGAACGGCAUGCUUGUACUGGAACGAGUCGACCUGAAUGACCCGCAGACAGGCAUGCCGAUCAAUCACGUCCUGUCCUAUGGCUUUGCUUAUGAACGCGAAAUCACCACUUCAAGCUUGCAGGUCGAUGCUGCAGCCGCCCCGGACAUGCAGGAGCUGAUGGAGAUCAAAACAGGCAAUAUCAAGUAUCGCGAAGCUUGGUAUGGAUGGAAGAAGGCGGCAAUUCAAAUGCGUUUGGGCGGUUCCGCCAAGCUGGUCAUGGGAUGGCACGACAAAGGUGAGUUCCAGCACGAGGAUGUUCUGUCUUUUGAGGACGUGCAGUUGAAGGCGGAGAGCUACGACAAGAAGUUCGGAGCACUGGCGAACUUGCUGCGACGGAUUCGUGAGAUCAGCAAGAUGUACGAAACACUCGAGCUGAUCUACUCUCCGCCUGAAAGAGGAGAGCUUGGCAGCGAGGCCGAGCUGUUCGUCUAUGGAAAUCUACGGUGGGAGUUCCUGCCCUCCAGUGGUUCCAACUAUGUUCGGCUCUUCUGA